AUGACGCUUCAUCCAACAAAGUCAAAUAUAGCAGCUACUGCGCAAGCUAGGAGUGAUGAGGAUGUAACCGAUUUCACUAAUGCACCCAAAGUCCCUGAUCAAUUUGCAGACGAGAGUUUCAAGCUGUUCUCCAAGAUCCAAGUCACGGACCCUACACCCGAAGAAGGCUAUCAGAUCAGAAAGAAGUGUCUAUGGCGGAUCUUACCUUUCCUCUGUAUCGGAUAUCAUCUGAUGUAUGUAGAUAAGCAAACAUUAGGGAGUUCUGCCAUCCUUGGUAUUAUGAAGGAUGCACAUCUGAAUUCAAACCAGUACAACUGGCUCUCAUCGAUAUUCUACUUUGGUUAUCUCCUGGCAGAAUGGCCUCAGAAUUGGGCUUUGCAGAGGUUUCCAGUGGGCAAAUGGUUGGCUGGAAAUUUGAUCGUUUGGGGCGGUAUCACUCUCUUACACAUUCCGUGUAAUAGCUUUGCCUCUCUGUUCGUUGUGCGCUUCUUUCUAGGGCUAGCGGAGGCAUCAAUUGUCCCAGCGUUUCUGCUUUCCAUGUCAAUGUUCUUCACCUACGGCGAACAGGCCGUGAUGAUGCCUAUUAUGUGGUCCAUUGGCAAUGCAAGCCCUAUCACAUCAGGUCUAUUGUCUUAUGGUGUUCUAUGGAUCAAUACUGGAAGCUUUUCGCCCUGGAAAUGGUUCAUGGUUAUCACCGGCGUUCUCACCAUUAUCUUCGGUUUCUUUGUUUACUGGCUAUUCCCAGACAGUCCUCUCCACGCUGAUUUCUUGACGUACGAAGAGCGUGCAAAGGCCAUUCUACGAAUCAAAGAAAAUCAUUCUGGCAUCGAGCAAAAGCUUUUCAAGAGAUACCAAUUCAUUGAGGCUAUCCGCGAUCCGAAGACGUGGAUGUUCUUCCUUCAUGCAUGGUCUCAAGAAAUGGCCAAUGGAAUAACCAAUCAGUAUUCUCUGAUCAUCAAUUCCUUCGGGUUUACUGUGCUUCAGACAACCUUGCUGGGCACUGUGACCGGGGUUGUAUCUUUCUUUUCCUUGGCAUCCGCUGCGAUUGCACUAUAUCACACCAAGAAUUGCCGGGCCUGGAUAUCGCUCAUUGCAUAUAUCCCAGGUGCAUUGUCGAGCAUUCUUCUACUAGCUCUACCCUGGUCAAACCGAUGGGGUCUCAUCAGCGGGGUCUGGAUACGAUCCACGACUGGGAUACCCUAUGCGGUGGUAAUGAUUUGGGCCGCCAAUGCCUCCGCAGGACAUACGAAGAAAACCACCGUGAUUGCUCUAUACCAUAUUGGCUAUGGGUUGGGAAAUAUCAUUUCGCCCCAGCUAUUCCAACCUCGCUGGAAGCCUCGGUAUCGGCCUACUUGGAUUAUUCUACUUGUGGUUGCUGCAAUUUUGCCAUCGAUUGUCAUCAUAACACUUCGAGUGUACUUGAGUCGAGAGAACAAACGCCGAGAUAAGCUCGAGGCAACCGACCAGGUGAAUGGAAAUGGGAUUAUUGAGACAACCGACGCAGACGGGGCUUUAGUAGCGCGAGUCGUGGACAAUAGCCAGAUGGAUCUGACCGACCGAGAGAACUUGACUUUCCGAUAUGUUCUCUGA
Penicillium daleae is the source of this 1590-nucleotide messenger RNA. RefSeq lists its product as uncharacterized. Gene Ontology annotation, cellular component: membrane. Gene Ontology annotation, molecular function: L-cysteine transmembrane transporter activity. The coding region runs from base 1 to 1590 and encodes 529 amino acids. The record is from RefSeq and is a predicted model, not a curated record. Gene Ontology annotation, biological process: transmembrane transport; L-cysteine transport. Lineage: Eukaryota; Fungi; Ascomycota; Eurotiomycetes; Eurotiales; Aspergillaceae. The transcript has 10 exons.